GCCUGCUGCCUGCCCGCCUGCCUGCCGCCGCCUCCCUCCCUCUCCCCGCCGGCUGGGUGCUGAAGUUGGGCGGAUGGCAGCGAACCAGCUGCGCUAGGGACGAGCCGCACUAGUCCUUCCCGGGAUCGCUCAGCGCCAACUGCACGCAGCCAGGCGGGGCCACUUGGGCACUGAAGUAGCUGAAAUGAGAAAGAGGCAGCAGUCACAAAAUGAAGGAACAUCAGCUGUGUCUCAAGCACCUGGAAACCAAAGGCCCAACAACACAUGUUGCUUUUGUUGGUGCUGUUGCUGCAGCUGUUCAUGCCUCACUGUUAGGAAUGAAGACAGAGGAGACAAUGCAGGAAGGCCAACGCAUACGACCAAACUGGAGAGUAUCCAAGUCAUAGAAGAAUGCCAAAACCCUACUGCAGAUGAAAUUUUGUCUUGGGCUCAGAAUUUUGACAAGAUGAUGAAAACACCAGCUGGGAGGAACCUUUUCAGAGAGUUUCUUAGAACAGAGUAUAGUGAGGAGAACCUGCUUUUCUGGCUUGCAUGUGAAGAUCUAAAGAAGGAACAGAACAAGAAAGUUAUUGAAGAAAAAGCAAGACUUAUAUAUGAAGAUUACAUUUCUAUACUAUCACCAAAAGAGGUUAGUCUUGAUUCCCGGGUGAGAGAAGUGAUCAACAGAAACUUGUUGGAUCCCAGCCCUCACAUGUAUGAAGAUGCCCAGCUCCAGAUAUACACCCUAAUGCACAGAGACUCUUUUCCAAGGUUUUUGAACUCUCAGAUUUAUAAGUCUCUUGUUGAAAGUAUUACAGGCUCUACUUCUGAAACUUAGUUUUAAUUUUCAAACAAAAUAACUUGCUUUUUUUUGGGUGGGUGGGAUGGAAGAAAAGUAGUUUAAUAACAUCUGGAGCUGGGUUCCUGGAGAACUACAGUUUAGCACUACUCAGGCUACUGUGAAGAAAACAAAUACAUAUUAUGAUCUCUGUCUACAUUUUUACCAAGGUCCUCCUUGCUCAAGAUGGCGUGGGAGGGGAAGAAUGGAUUUGCCAAAAUACAUUUGUUUCACACUCCUUUCACCCUACUGCAGUCAAGAUUGCAAUGAUGUAUUUGUAGUUUUAUGAACAGUCUCUCCUUGUGUAUCCUCACAUUGCAUGUGCAAGGUAAAACUGCUUCACUUACCACUUAGUUGUUGCAAUAUUUAAUCCAAUAACAUAAAUUAUAUCUGUAUUUAAGGACUUUUUUUGUGCAAUACAGUCCUAUGGUACAUAGAUACAAUUGCAGCAAACCAGAAAGAGGCUUGCAUUUUUUAACAUCACUAACUGAAAAAAGCCAAUUUUUAAGGUGUAGCAUUACUCAACAUCCUCUACUGAGUACAAUACGCUGACUUUUUGAAGCCAAUAUUUCUGUACAGAGAAAAAGAGCUAUUUAUCACUGUUUAUUUAAAAUAAAUCAAGUGGAGGAUUUCUCUGUUUGUUCACUGCCAAAACUAUGGCAUUUUCAUUACAGAGUUUGCAAUGUCAAAAAAAAAAAAAAGAAAAGAAAAAAAGCACAAAUCACUUAAAGGGAUCCAUAUCUGGGUGACAAAAUCUAUGCGCUGAUAUUGUUAAAUUGUUAAAAGAACAAAGAUUUUCAAUGUACAUUUCAGAUGUCAGAUACUGUAAUUGAUUUAUUAAAGACUGGCUAUCCAGUUCUAACACUGUUGUAUAAUGUAUGUACUUCAGCAAAAAACAAAACAAAACAAAAAAACAACACAAAGAGCUUGAUAAUUUAGUUUUUUGAAUAAAGAAAUUUAAUAAAAGAUUGCCUACAUGUAGCAUUUUAGAGCAUUUUAGAACCUUUUGAUGAAUUGCAUCUGUCCUGUAAGAUUUUUUUUUGAAAGCUAAAUCUGGUAAAAAAUGUUUUUAAACAAAGUAAUGUUUUACGAGGUGGCGGGUUAAAGAAGACUUAGCUUCUAGCCUCAUUGAUUUUGAAUAACUCCUUGAAAACAAGGGGUUUGGAGAGUAAUACUAAACCAAACUUCAAGGGCUCCUAAACCUACAGAUCUUACCCAAGCAAAAUGCCUAUGGAAAUGCAAUGGGUGUCUUUCCUGGGUAAAGAAUCCUGUACUGAGCCCUUAAUCAGAGGUAAGGCAGCAUAGUACUCCCAUCACUUGGCUGCCAUGGUGUUUUUAAUAGGUGUUUGCUUGGCCUUUUUAUCAAAAAAAUGUCCCAUUUCAGGACACAUUUUGAUGUUUAAAGAGACAGUGACUUGGAACUUCAAAAAAACCUAUCCUCAUACCUACCAUACACAAGCAAAAUGAGCAUUAGCAUCUCUCAUAAACUGCUAAAGAUAUACCAAGAAAUGUCUUUGAAUACUUGCUAAAUACAUAUAUGUACAUAUGUGUGUAUAUAUAUAUAUACACAUAUAUAUAUUUAAUACCAUACUAAGACUUAAGAGGCAAGGUUCUUCUCACUUACGUAGGACUAAACAUGGCAUAAGCCUGUUGCUUUUGAUUGGACUGGCAGAUCUGGCAGUUGUGUCCUUGAGUGGAAUCUAGCCCAAGCACAGUUGGCUCCAACCACCCAGUUAGUCCCCUCGGGCAGCCUCUCAUGCCCUCUUUGGUGGGAACCGCUGCUGCCAAGGCAGUGAUACAGUAACUGGGAGGAUGCAGGUCUUAGUUUGUCUUCUGGGGCUUCUUUUUUUCCCUUUGUUUUACUACCUCUCAUUUUCUUAAUUUAUUGAACAUGCUUCAAAUAGCAAGUUUGGGGAAUUUUUUAGUCAUUCUUUUUACUUGAAAACUGUGUGCUUUUUUUGGAUAUAUAUACGAACAAUUUAACAAACUGUUUCUUAAACUCAUUUGGUUUUGUAAUUUAUAAAGAAUUCAGGAGAUGAUUAAAAGGGCUAUUCUCUAUUCCCUAUGCAAAUAUUUUAACUGUUGUAGUGUUUGACAAAAUGGGAUCUAGAAAAAAAAAAUCUACAAAGUGGAAAACAAAUCUGUUUACAGUGGCGUUGCUGACUAUCCUACCAUAUUCAGCACUUUUAAAUAUUGUUAUUUAUGAAAAUGUAGUUUAAAAUGCAAGACAAAAUAUUUAUAAAUGUUUCUUUUAAUAAAUACCUGUUUUGUCUGAAAGUGUUACUGUGUUUUGACAACUUUAUUCAUGUUGGUUAGCUAUUUACCACUAUGAAUAAAAUAUUCAAUUAUUAUACUGA
Messenger RNA from Lepidothrix coronata (blue-crowned manakin), 3174 nucleotides. RefSeq names its product regulator of G-protein signaling 17 (gene RGS17). NCBI's taxonomy places the organism in Eukaryota, Metazoa, Chordata, Aves, Passeriformes, Pipridae. The record is from RefSeq and is a predicted model, not a curated record. The coding region runs from base 185 to 817 and encodes 210 amino acids. The transcript is spliced from 5 exons.